CCUGUGUCGUCCGGAAACUUCGCCGGCGAAGACGAGCCGGCAAUGCGCCAUGGACGGUGGGCUCCGGCGGCUGCAGCGAGAUCUAAAGCUGAUCCAGGCAGAGCCCUGCGGGGUCUACGUCACCACGCGCGGGGAUGACCUCGCGCUACUCGAUGCCCUUGUGCUGGGGCCGCAGGACACGCCCUACGAUGGCGCGAUGUUGCACUUCCAGCUCAAGGUGUCCAAUUUCUACCCCAUGAACCCACCAGAGGUUCAGUUUCUCACCACCGACUCCAACAAGCUGCGCCUGCAUCCGCAGCUCUAUGCCGAUGGCAAGGUGUGCCUCAGCAUUUUGGGCACCUGGCACGGGCCGCGGUGGACCGCCUCCUCGUCCAUCCGUACGGUGCUGCUGUCGAUCCAGUCGCUGCUCUGUGAGGACCCCCUGAGGUGUGAGCCGGGCAUGGAGGCUGCGUCAGACGAGCGGGUGGAGCUGGCGAAUGUCUUUGUGGUCCACGAGUCGGUGAGAGUGGGCAUCCUGCCGAUGCUGGAGGAAAGUCCCACCUGGGGCACGGACGAGGCGGCAGAGGUGUUGAGCACCGCUGCCAGGGCCUACCUGUCCCAGCGCCUCAGCACCUUGCUGCGGCGCCUUUCGAGUUUGGCCACACGCUUCGAUGGCCAGGUCAUGCGGGAGCCCUUCAACUUCGGCGCUGAGGCAUCCACUUGCAGGCGUUAUGACUUCGAAGGCUUGGCUCGGCGGCUGCAGAGCUUCUCGCCGCAGCCAGAGCACCUGCCGCCAGCCAGCAGCGAGUCCGAGAAAGCGGAGUCCAAGGAUGACGCCGUUACAAGCUUGCCUGAGGAAGAGGAGGCUUUGUGCUGCCGGAUCUGCCACCUCACGUUGGAAGAGAGCGAGACCGAGCUCAUAGAGCCCUGCCAAUGUGCGGGCAGCAUCCGAUGUGCUCAUUCCAGCUGUCUUAUCGACUGGCUCAAGCACACGGGCGCUGCGCAGGGCGAGUGGCGCUGCGACCUGUGCCUGGCCCCCUUCGAGGUGCGCUCGGCUCCGGGGCAGCCUCCAGGGACCAAGCUCUUGCGCCGAUCGUUGCUGGAAUUUGUGGACAUGCAGCUGCCAGUUGAGUGCUGCGGCUUGGUGUCCAUCCUUCUAACCUCCAUCUGCCAGACCCUCCUCAUGUGCCUUUGCUCGGGCAUUGCCAACAUUCUCUACCUGGCGGCCAAUGUGCUGCUGUCGCCUGUGGGCCCAUCCUACGAUGUGCUGAAGUGGCCCUUGGCGGUGCCCGCGGUGUUGCUGGACCUCACCGCCAUGGGCAGCUAUGUGCUGCUGGUUGGGGUGAAGGUGGCAAUGCUGGUUCGUGCUGCAGAGUCCAGGUGCAUCAUGGUGUGCUGCGAGCUCCAGGAGCAGCUGCUGGUUUGGGUGGCGGAGAUGCUGACGCUCCUGUGGAACAUCCGCCUCGCUGGUUUGUUGGCCCUCACAAGCUACUUCACCGCGGAUCACCUUUGCAGGACGUGCCUGGGGGUGAACCUGCUUCUAGUGGCGGAGUGGCCGUUGUUCGGGCACAAGCCGGAGGUGAUUUCCUUCACCAGCUUCUCCAUGCGUGCCAACAGCCCCGCCCAGAUCUUGAGGAGCUUCUCCAUGAGUUGCUGGGUCUACCAAGGUAUUGGCGUCGCGUCUGCUCUGGUCAACCUGCUAGCCAUUCUGCUCCUCUUGAAGGCCGCGUUUCUAGACGCGAGAUCGGUGCCGGUGGCUAUUCUGACGGCCGAGAAGCUGAAGAAGGAGUGAGAAGUGGCAGGAGCAUUUGGCAGGACAUGUGCAAGUGUCGGCCCUUGGACCUGUAGGUUCCGAGCAUCAGCUUGGCCAAGCCACGGCGACGUCAUUUUCCAGCUCGCCGUUUCAUCCCACUGGGUCGCUUCCUGCAGCCGGCAAAGCCAGGGCUUGCUACAAGAGCAUGGUCGUAUACUGCCGGCCAGCCGAUUUUGGGC
Molecule: messenger RNA, 1971 nt
Organism: Effrenium voratum
Lineage: Eukaryota; Dinophyceae; Suessiales; Symbiodiniaceae
Source: the annotation of a GenBank genome assembly